Molecule: messenger RNA, 3064 nt
Organism: Sander lucioperca (pikeperch)
Lineage: Eukaryota; Metazoa; Chordata; Actinopteri; Perciformes; Percidae
Gene: wnt2
Product: wingless-type MMTV integration site family member 2
Exons: 5
Coding region: 1452-2504 (350 amino acids)
Biological process (GO): multicellular organism development; cell fate commitment; canonical Wnt signaling pathway
Cellular component (GO): extracellular region
Molecular function (GO): frizzled binding; cytokine activity
Source: RefSeq, a predicted model, not a curated record
GUUAACUUCUCUUUCUCUUCAUGGAAAAUGUAGUGGAAUAGGGUGACCAGCCUUAAUGCGAUUUGGUAUGACAGUGAACAAAUUACUCCAAUUAAAUUGGAUUUCUGUUACAGACUUAUUAUAACUACUGCUGCUGCAACAACAAAGUCGUGUCCAAUGGGCUGAGAAGAGCAGAGAGAGAGCUCUAAAUCUCUUUGUUGUUUUAUGGUUUUCUUCCACGGGGAUCAUGCGAAAAAUCCAAUUUGCCCAUUAAUGUCAUCUGGUCAUACACCCGGGCCAGAUCAAAGAUGGAGGAAAUAGCGUGUGACAGUGGUACAGAUUUCCCCCAAAGACUUCAAAAAGACUGUGAUAGAUAAUCCAAUUGAAAUGGACACAUCACCUUUAGGUGCAGCUUUGGAAGAAUCAGUGCGUAAUUUCUCUGUCCCCUUUUUUAACCAUCAUUCCUGAGUUAUUAGUUGGACUGAGCGAUGGUUUGUAUAAGGCUGUAAAAUAACAAUGCGUCAUGCUUUGGGGAUCAGAAAUAUUUGGCACAUGUGCGUCAGUUGGGUAUGGCAAUGGGCUCUCUUUUAGUAAAUCCAAAUUUGUAUGCCUUAACGAGCAGGAAAAUUACCAAAUAUAUAAGAUAAAGAUAAAUGAAUGAGCAUAAACUGUAUUUAGGAAGCAGACAUGUCAUUAUGUGACGUGGGUGUAUAGUUGGAUGACAAAUUAUUCACAGUAUUACAAAAUAAAACGCCACUACUCGAAGUCCUGAAAAUAAUAUUCUGAAAAGUCAUCUGCGUAAAAUAAAUGGAACCUGUGUCCUCAAAUCACUAUCCUCUAUAUAAUUUAUACGCAAAGGUACAGGGACAUCGUACAAAACCCCGGUCAAUCUCAAUCAUCUGCUGUCCCCUGAACUCGAAUCUAAGAUGGUUUGUGCGCGUUUGUGUUGACUGGCAUUGGCUGAGUGUGCUGGAUGAAUCCCCCUCAGCCGGCUCCUUCCCUAAACGCGUCGGUGCCCAUCACGGUGAAGAGCUCAUCAGUGUGGACCACAUCUCAGAGCUGCAGCGGAGCUCCGGUCUGGACGCGGGCCAAGCCUGUCUGGUGUCAAACCAGCCUGAACAGAUACUCUCAGACGUCUCAUUUUUUCACCUCAUUCCUGAGACGGGACUCUGCCCACCCCUUGUGUAAAGCAAUUUAAACCUGAUAGCACAUCAUCUCCACUGAAAAUAUUUGCUGGACUAUUAGACAGUCGCGCUUUACUUUUUCCUCAUAAGCACUUUACCACCGUGCACAGCCCGAGCCGGUCAUGGCUUUUACGCGCAAAGCUCCGUUCUCCGGCUGUCUGUGAUAUCUUUUUAAUCCAAGCUUGAUUUGGAGAUUCAACAAGUUCCGAUUUCUCUAAUGUUUUAUAGUUGUCUUUUAUCCGUGGAAAUGCUCCGUCCAGAUCCAUAAAGGACCGACGUUUGUUUAAUAUGAACUUAUUGCCAAGUGGAAUAUGUUUUUAUUUAUCUGUAGCAAUCUGCUGGCUGACGGCCGAGGUCGAUACGUCCUGGUGGUACAUGGGCACCCUGGGUUCCCAGGUGAUGUGCGACAACAUCCCUGGACUGGUGAACAAGCAGCGCCAGCUGUGCCGCCAGCACCCCAAAGUGAUGCAGGCCAUCGGGGCCGGGAUGAAGGACUGGAUCUCAGAGUGCCAGCACCAAUUCCGAAACCACCGCUGGAACUGCAACACCACGGCCAGGGACCACAACCUGUUCGGACGCCUGCUGCUACGCAGCAGCCGCGAAGUGGCCUUCAUGUACGCCAUCUCCUCGGCCGGUGUGGUUUACACGCUGGCUCGAGCCUGCAGCCAAGGCGAGCUGGACUCCUGCUCCUGCGAUCCCACAAAGAAGGGCUCGUCGCGGGACGCCAAAGGCUCUUUUGACUGGGGCGGCUGCAGUGACCACGUGGAGCACGCCAUGCGCUUCAGCCAGGGCUUUGUGGACGCCAAGGAGAGGAAGGAGAGGGACGCCCGGGCGCUCAUGAACUUGCACAACAACCGAGCCGGCAGGAAGGCGGUGAAGCGCUUCAUGACUCUGGAGUGUAAAUGUCACGGCGUCAGCGGAUCGUGCAGCGUUCGGACCUGCUGGCUGGCGAUGGCUGACUUCAGACGCACUGGCGACCACCUUCGCAAGAGGUAUAACGGCGCAGUGCAGGUGGCCGUCAACCAGUACGGAACUGGGUUUACAGCCGCGCACACACACUUCAAACGACCCAGCAAGAAUGACCUGGUGUACUUCGAGGACUCGCCGGACUACUGCAUACGGGACCACGAGUCAGGGUCAGUGGGGACGGGAGGGCGACUCUGUAACCGGACGUCCCGCGGAGUGGACGGCUGCGAGGUGAUGUGCUGCGGUCGAGGCUACGACACGUCGCGCGUCAGCCGGACCACCAAGUGCGAGUGCAAGUUCCACUGGUGCUGCGCCGUGCACUGCCGCGACUGCCACCAGCAGGUCGACGUGCACACCUGUAAGGGCCAGACGUGACGUCGCCGCCACGGAACACUACUGACCGCUCACAUUCAGCCAGCAGUCAUACUGGGCCAGCGUGUAGAAACCACUGCUUUUGUACUGGGCUACUGUCAUCAAGCUGUAAGUGACAAUCAAGGAUGGAUGUUCUGACUCCACGACCCUUUGCUAAGCCCUCAGUGUUUCUGCACCGCACUUCCAAAAUAUUACCUGUCAAUUAAACAGUAGGUAGUUGGGUUCUCUGUGGAUUGGGAUCUGUGGAUGAGUAUCUUUUCUUGGUUUAGCCAUGUUGUGUUUUUGCUGCUCAUGCUCAUUACCCAGCUGUUUAUUCCAAACAAAACAAGGUAACUCUUCUGUCUGCUAGAGCUUCCAGACUCCAGACGAUCAGGGCAGAAAAUGGAAGCGCUUUCAUCAACAUGUUAAAGAUUAAAUGACCGGUAUUUAAAAAAAAUAUAUAUAUCGAUCAACACAAACUAGGUCUUACUGCCAAAAACCUGGUUUUCAAAGGCUGACUGGCUCAAUCAGAUCAAUCAAUCAAUCAGUUUUAUGUUGUUUUGGAGGUACAGUACCACCCUGAG